Capsicum annuum is the source of this 579-nucleotide messenger RNA. RefSeq names its product glycine-rich cell wall structural protein 2-like. The record is from RefSeq and is a predicted model, not a curated record. The transcript is spliced from 2 exons. Lineage: Eukaryota; Viridiplantae; Streptophyta; Magnoliopsida; Solanales; Solanaceae. Bases 1 to 579 code for a protein of 192 amino acids.
AUGGCUCAUUCUAAGCUUAUAGCAGCUGCAUUCUUGAUUUUACUGUUUGUUGAUCUUGCCUUUUGUGCAAGAUUAUUAGGAAAGACGGUACAUGCUGGUGGUGGAGGAGGAGGAGGAGGAAGAGGAGAAGGCUCAGGCUAUGGUGGGGUUGAUGGGAUGUAUGGACGUGGUGGAGGUGGUGGUGGAGGAGGAGGUAGUGGAGGUGGUGGUGGUGGAGGAAAUUCGGGUAGGGGUAGUGGUUAUGGUUCUGGAUACGGGUCGGGAUAUGGAUCGGGGUACGGGUCGGGUGAAGGGCUAGGGAAGGGUGGAGGUGGCGGAGGUGGUGGUGGUCGAGGUGGAGGAGGUGGUGGUGGCGGCGGCAAUGGAAAUAAUGGCUCAGGUUAUGGUUCGGGUUAUGGAAGUGGAAGUGGCUCAGGAUUUGGAAGUGGCGGUGGAAGAGGAGGAGGCGGUGGAGGCGGCGGGGGUGGUGGUGGAGGAGGUGGUGGAGGUGGCGGUGGCAAUGGCAGUGGUUCGGGUUAUGGUAGUGGCUCAGGGUAUGGUUCAGGAUAUGGUGGAGGGAAUGGAGGUGAUGAACCUUGA